UCGUAUUCGACUGUGACCUGCCUGCUAUGAGUUUUUCCUACAUUUCCCAUGAUUCCAUACGCCGGAACAGGCGGGACAACGCGGAAGCAAGUAUGCGACGAGUGAGCCGUCAUGCCUGUGAGGAAGGCCCACUGCUGGAGGAGCAGGAGACAGAGGGCCAGCGGCGGCUGCACAGCCUCCUGUUACAACAGCUACACACUGAUGUCAACAUCGACCAAUGCGUAGCCAAGCGACAGUGUUUCGCCCCGGCGGCACUGUACAGGCCAUUUGGUGAGCAGGCGGCUGGCGUGCGGAGCCUCUCCCAGUUUCAGGCUCUGCAGGACGGGGAGAAGGAGCUGGCCAGCCUGAGGGAGCUCGGCCUCACCGACGCCGAGAUCCAGCUGUGGCAGAGCCAAGAUGACCCUAACGCAACGGACAAGUCCCGUGGUGUGUGUGUGGCUCCCGGGGCAAAACAGCAGCGCCUGCAGGCCAUCAGAGACAAGAUAGAGGCGCGGGCGGAGCUCCUGUCUCGCCCACAGCGCUUCUCCGCCAGCCGGCCUCUGUCCCGCAGGGAGAUUGAGAUCGAGCGGGCGCUGUUCCAGGGCAGCGACCGCCUCGGCUUCCUCACCGCACUUUACCAUCGAGAUGAAGACAACCAGGACAGCCAGCAGGGGGCGUCCUCCUCCGAUCCAAUGGACUCUCUGUACAGAGACGUUCUCAGCGAGGACAGACAACAGGCUUCACCGCAGGACUCACAGGGAGAAACUGAUGCACCACCAAACGUGUCUACACCUGGUGCUGCUUCUCACCAAUCACAAAGCUCACAGAAAGACACAAGCCAAUCACAGCCGUCACAGAAACAUGCUGACCAAUCAGAAGGCUCUGCUUAUUGUCAGCCAGAACCGCUGGGCAAAGAAGAAAACGGAUUAUCUGGCCAAUUGGAAUCAAGUGCGGACCCCACAGACCAGCCUCACACUCAGGACAGACAGCAGCAGACGCAGCUGGCUGCUCCAAAACAGAUCAACGUGAACCAGCCAAUCGGCAGCCUGCGCGCAGUGAAGGAGGCGGGGCAAGGUGGACCGCUGACCAUCAGAGGGGCGAUAGAGAACAUUCCCGAUGAGGAAAUCCUGAAGAAUCGGGAAUCUAUGGAAGGGAUCCGGAGUAUCCCGAGAUUCUGCAACUACCAGCCUGGAGAACCGUCUAAGGUGCUGUGUGUGAAGAACCUGAGUGCACAGGCAUCUGCCGCCCAACUGGUGGCGCUCUUCUCCAGGUUUGAGGUGGAGGGCGGCCCGCCGAUUGUCUACCGCCUGCUGACGGGCAGGUUGAAGGGUCAGGCCUUCAUCACUCUGCAAGACACAGAAACAGCCCAGAAAGCCUUGCAGUUGGUCCAUGGUUACCGGUUGCUAGGGAAACCUGUGGUGGUCGAGUUUGGCCGUGAGCGAAGAGAAGAGCAGAAACACAAGGAGGAGGAAGUGGAGGAGGAGCAGGACCAGAAGAAACAAAGAGAGAGCAGAACAGUUCUCCCAGCCUCGUGAACAACUCUCACAGAGGGAUUGAUCAGUGUUAUUUCUGUCUUAAGUUACAAUCUCUGGACAUUUUCAAAUAAAUAAAUCCAUUUUGCUCCUCUC
This is a messenger RNA of Myripristis murdjan (pinecone soldierfish), 1607 nucleotides long. RefSeq names its product RNA binding motif protein 41 (gene rbm41). Gene Ontology annotation, biological process: mRNA splicing, via spliceosome. Gene Ontology annotation, cellular component: U12-type spliceosomal complex. Gene Ontology annotation, molecular function: pre-mRNA intronic binding; U12 snRNA binding. The coding region runs from base 27 to 1514 and encodes 495 amino acids. Lineage: Eukaryota; Metazoa; Chordata; Actinopteri; Holocentriformes; Holocentridae. The record is from RefSeq and is a predicted model, not a curated record. The transcript is spliced from 7 exons.